Messenger RNA from Yamadazyma jaroonii, 735 nucleotides. The record is from the annotation of a GenBank genome assembly. NCBI's taxonomy places the organism in Eukaryota, Fungi, Ascomycota, Pichiomycetes, Serinales, Debaryomycetaceae.
AUGAAUAAAGGAGGUCAAUUUAUGAAUGGUGAAAGAGAUUACAAUCAUGCCACUGACAGUAAUUAUAAACUGUUGAGACAAAGGGCCGAACAAUUAUAUGAAAAACGUAAUCAUUUAUCCCAAGAAUCUCAAAAAGCCUAUAAGAACGGAGAUGGUCAAAAAGCUCACGAUUUGAGUGAACAAGCUAAGAAGAUCACUGAUGAAGCUGAAUAUUAUAAUAGACAAGCUGCUGAAUAUGUAUUCAGGGAAAACAAUGCUGAUUCAGCUGAAGAUGAAAUAGAUUUACAUGGAUUAUUUGUUAAAGAAGCCGAAUAUAUCUUGCAAGUUAGAAUAGUCCAGUUCGUUAAGACUCACCAAAGUCAUUUAAAAGUUAUUGUAGGUAAAGGUUUACACUCUCAGGGAGGUAUUGCCAAAUUAAAACCUGCUAUUGAUGAUAUGUGUGAUGAGAGUAGAUUAAAACAUCAUAUUGAUUCUAAGAAUACUGGAGUUUUGGUUAUUGACUUGAAAAAUGUUGACAUCAAUCAAUUACCUCAAUCUUGGUUGAAUUUACCACCUCCAAGUCAAAUGCCAUCCAAACCUCAACAAUCAUACCAACCACACCAACAACCUCAAUAUAAUCAACAAUAUCAUAAACCUAAUCAACAACAACAUCAUAAUAACAAUAAUAAUAAUAACAAUAACCAACUUGUUAGUUUAUUAAUGAAAGUUGUUUGUAUGUGUAUCAAUAGUAAGUAG